Messenger RNA from Saccostrea cuccullata (small rock oyster), 1564 nucleotides. RefSeq names its product natural resistance-associated macrophage protein 2-like. The transcript is spliced from 8 exons. Gene Ontology annotation, molecular function: manganese ion transmembrane transporter activity; cadmium ion transmembrane transporter activity; iron ion transmembrane transporter activity. The annotation marks the transcript as partial. Gene Ontology annotation, cellular component: plasma membrane. Gene Ontology annotation, biological process: metal ion transport. Lineage: Eukaryota; Metazoa; Mollusca; Bivalvia; Ostreida; Ostreidae. The record is from RefSeq and is a predicted model, not a curated record.
UUUCAAAACAACGAAAUUAAAUGCCCACAAAACCAUUUUUGAUGACAAAAUAACGAAAUGUUAUGCCCACGAAAAUUUGUGCUUCUACAGUAGUCAGUCAGGGGUGUGACUGAAAUCCAUCAUUUUUAAAAAUGAUGAUUUCUAGUCAUUAAAUUGAUGUUUAAUAAUGAUUGAAAUUCAUCUUUUUUUAGAAUAAUGAUGAAAAACAGUCAUUUCUAUUUUGAAAUUUAUUUUAGAAAUAGAGCUACCUCUGAUAUUAAAAAUGACUGUAUUUCAUCCUUUUUUUAUCAAAUUGUAAGGUCUGGGCACACUAAAUUAUCUCGUUAGUUUUACAGGGCGCACUAAAUUAUUUUGGUUUCAAUUUCUUGUCAAGAUGUUUCUCUACACAAGGGUCUUUGGCAGCAUAGUGUUCUAUAUCUUAUUACUGUAGUAAAUGGGUUGGAAAUAUUGACUUGGGAAUGGAAAUAUGAUGAAAAGAAGUCAUAUUUACAAAAAUAAGAAGAAUGUGUACAUUAAUAUAUACUUAGAAGAAAUGACCAUUAUCAAUCAUUUUUAAAAAAAUGAUGGAUUCCAGUCACACCCCUGACUGGUAGUCACUGCAGUUUUAUAUUGAUUUGUUUACAGGAUCAGAUAUGCAGGAAGUGAUUGGAACAGCUAUAGCAUUUUACCUGUUAUCCGAUGGAAAGAUACCCCUGUAUGCGGGCGUGCUGAUUACGAUUGCGGACACGUUUACCUUCCUUCUUCUGGACAAGUAUGGUCUACGUAAACUGGAGGCUUUCUUUGCAUUCCUGAUUUUCAUCAUGGCUGUCACAUUUGGAUACGAGUAUGUAAUAGUUAAGCCUGAUCAGUCCUCCCUCCUUAGGGGGAUGUUUAUUCCGUACUGCGAGGAUUGCGGGCCGGAGCAGGUUCUUCAGGCCGUGGGGAUUAUAGGAGCCAUCAUUAUGCCUCACAACAUCUACCUCCAUUCUGCCCUCGUCAAGUCCCGAGAUGUAGAUCGGUCUCGAAGGGAUCAUGUCCGGGAAGCCAACAAGUACUUUUUCGUUGAGGCAGCCAUUGCAUUGUUCGUAUCAUUCCUCAUCAAUGUGUUCGUGACUGCAGUAUUUGCAGAAGGAUUCUAUGGGAAAAAUGUCACGGAAGUGUAUGACAACUGUUUAAAAGUUGGUAGCCCUCAUGCAUCCAUUUUCAAUACCACUAAACUGGAAGUGGAUAUAUUUCGAGGGGGUGUGUUUUUGGGUUGUCAGUUUGGUUUGGCAGCUAUGUAUAUUUGGGCAGUGGGAAUUCUAGCUGCAGGUCAAAGUUCGACAAUGACUGGAACGUACACAGGACAAUUUGUGAUGGAGGGUUUUCUGAAUCUCAAAUGGAAGCGCUGGAUGCGGGUGUUAUUUACUCGGAGCAUUGCGAUACUGCCUACCAUAUUUGUUGCUACAUUCUCAGGGAUUCAGGAUUUAACUGUGAUGAACGACAUGUUGAAUGUUUUAAUGAGCCUUCAGCUACCUUUUGCCCUCAUUCCGAUUCUCACGUUCACAAGUUCGGAAAAUAUCAUGGGAGAGUUCAAGAAUGGAAG